AUUUUUCCUUCUGUGUGGAGACCUUCGGGUAUUUGUCCUGUAUUUUCUGAAAUAAAAAGCUACCACCUGGCUGGCUCAUCAUGAACAUCUCAGAGCAGAUCUCAUUCCUCUUCAGCUGUAACGUCAGCCCAAGCGAGAUGCCAAAGCUCGACAUCAGUGUCACCAAAAGAGAGCCGUUGAUGAUUGCCGUCCCCAUGACUGUCUUCUACACCGUGCUGUUCUUGUUUGGAGUGUUAUUCAAUAGUGUGAGCAUACUCACCCUCCUCAUGGAUGCCCAUAUGAAAGUCAGUGCCAUUCGUUUAUACCUACUCAGUUUGGUUGUAUCAGACAUUUUACAACUGUUGACCAUCCCAGUAACGCUGUACCGGUAUUACUGGGAGAGCUAUCCGUGGCGACUUGGCCAAGCUGUGUGCAAAGUCUACUUCAUGGUGCGCCAGAUGUAUUGUGCUACGACAAGCUGGGUUAUUGUGACCUUCACCACAGAACGAUAUGCAGCAAUUUGUCACACCAUGUGGUCUGUCUCAAGUCUGAAGAAAUCUCGACUGCCAUGCCUUGUAACUGUAUGGAUAGUUUCUCUGGUCUCAGCUGUGCCCUUUGCUCUGGUCUAUGACCAGACGCGAGCCUGUAUCCUGGACUACACAGCAACCAAUCCAGAAGAUGCCUUCAAGGUCUCUACCAUGUGUGAAAUGACAGAGCCUGAUCCUGCCCAUAUCUACAAAGGAGCAUUGCUUCUGAGAGCAGGAAUCUUCUUUCUGGUCCCACUGGUAUCCAUCUUUACUCUGUAUAUGCUCAUCCUGUUCUACCUAAAGAAGAAUAGUCGUCAAAGGAGAAACAUGGGUCUGAUGAGACCAGACCUGGAGGGAAGACGAGAUAUCCAGUGCCAUCAGAAUGGAAAGCUUCUGUUAAAUGAAAAGAGAGCUCUAAAACUCAUGGGUGCAGUUGUUGUGGCUUUUUUUGUAUUCAACUUUCCAGACAUUGCAUCAUCAUUGAUGCAGGUGUACGUGGUCGUGUGGUCCGACACAGUCCUUUCUGUCUACACGGUGCUGAAAUCAUAUUUGUCACUCCCGCUGUGGUACAUCAACGGUGCCCUGGAUCCGUUACUGUUCUGUAUUUCCUCCCACACCUUUCGCCGGGCAUGCUGGAGAACUUUAGGCAGGUUCAGACCUCACUGCUCCUGGAGGUAUUGGAACUUGUCCUGGCUAAGGCCACGUAAUUCCAGUGAGGAGCCGAACACAUUAGCCAGUAUGAAGACUGAUGGUAAAUUAUCCGGAGAAAAAAGAGAAACAAGACCACAUGCAAAGCAAAUAUGACACCUGCAGAAAGAUGUGAGAAGCCUUUCAACAUCUGCGGAGAUAAAAAAAAAAAAAAAAGGAUAAUGUGCUUUUCCUUUCAUGCUGCUUAGACCCAUAUUGUAUGCUACUCGGUUUUCUUUCAUUUGCUUCUGCUAAUGUAGUCAAAAAGUGAUAUGAUGGAUAUUCUUUGCACCUUUGUAAAUAUCCGAAAAAUGUUUCCUGUGAUUAAACAUGUGGAAUGUGCCCGUGGUGUGGUAUUAUGUCAAUGUUUUGAAAAGGGUUUUUUGUUGUGUAGCUACAGAAGAAAAAUAUUGUAUGUGUAAAGAUAAUUUUACUGUAAUGAGAUUGCUGGUGUGCUGUGUGUUGCUAUACUGUCAACAGCUGUAUGUUGUAAGGUAAUAGGAGUUUUGUUUUUUGUUUGCUUUUUUAUUCAAACUGCUACAUACACAUUUAUUCUUUAGUCUCAUAAACAAUAAAG
Messenger RNA from Melanotaenia boesemani (Boeseman's rainbowfish), 1770 nucleotides. RefSeq names its product pyrokinin-1 receptor-like. Gene Ontology annotation, cellular component: plasma membrane. The record is from RefSeq and is a predicted model, not a curated record. The transcript has 7 exons. Gene Ontology annotation, biological process: G protein-coupled receptor signaling pathway. The coding region runs from base 81 to 1310 and encodes 409 amino acids. Lineage: Eukaryota; Metazoa; Chordata; Actinopteri; Atheriniformes; Melanotaeniidae. Gene Ontology annotation, molecular function: G protein-coupled receptor activity.